AUGCGUUUCACCACCAUCAUCGCCUCCGGCCUCUUUGCUGCCAGCUCUGUUCUCGGCCUUGCCAUUCUCCCUCGUGAGCUCGCCGAGAUCGAGUCCAUUGCCAAUGCCACUGCCAAGGGCAUCGAUGUCUUUGGGCCGAUCCCUGAUGAUGCUGUCAAGACGGACGCCGGAUACUGGACUGCUGAAGAAGGCACCGAUGCUUGGGCUUGGAUCCGGGCUCAGAUUGACAUUCCGGCUCAUGCUCACCCGGAGUCUACGAAGCGUCAGACCUUUGCCAACAUUGGUAUUGGCAUGUUUGCUCAGGAUUGGUGCACCGGUCAGGCUGGCUGGUUCGACAAUGUCUCCUACGAUGUCCAGCACGUCGUUCACGUGAACAUGUUCUCGGUGGGAAUCAGCUACCGUGGUCUUCGCAGCAACGAGCAGCUUGACUUCAGCCGCCUGUCCGGCAGUGACUGGUGCGGCCAGUACCUGUACUCUGCAGGUCAAAACACCCCUGUUGGCUGCUUCAACUCCCAGCUUAUCAACUGCUUCCGCCUCACUCUUCACUAA
This is a messenger RNA of Trichoderma reesei QM6a, 549 nucleotides long. RefSeq lists its product as uncharacterized. The record is from RefSeq and is a predicted model, not a curated record. The transcript has 3 exons. Lineage: Eukaryota; Fungi; Ascomycota; Sordariomycetes; Hypocreales; Hypocreaceae. The coding region runs from base 1 to 549 and encodes 182 amino acids.